Molecule: messenger RNA, 634 nt
Organism: Cherax quadricarinatus
Lineage: Eukaryota; Metazoa; Arthropoda; Malacostraca; Decapoda; Parastacidae
Source: RefSeq, a predicted model, not a curated record
AGACAAAACAUCUCAAAUGAAGAGGGAAUUGGAGGAAAAAAUAAGGCAGCGAAGAAAGGAAAGAGAACUAGAAGAAGAAAAUGAAGCAAGAGAACGUGAAAGAAAACGUAUUCAAAUGGGUCAAGAAAUUGCCGAGAGAAAGCGCAUUAUGCAGGAACAGGAGAUGAAACGUAUUGCUGAGGAACGGAAGAGGGAGAAGAUGGAGGAUAAGAUUGCCAGGCAAAAAGUCAAAGAUCAAAUUGAGCGAGACAGACUAGCUAGGAAGGAAAUGUUUGCCAGUAGAGAAGGUGGCUCCCAGGCUCCUGUUAUGCCUGCCAAGCCUCAGCCAGCACCUGCCACACAAUCAACACAAAAGAAAGAAUACACGACAGCUAGACUUCAGAUUCGGCUACCAAGUGGAACACCACUAGUACAAGAAUUCAAAGCCAAGGAAUCUUUAUCUGCCGUGCGUCUUUGGAUUGGCCUCAACCGCCAGGAUGGUCUUCCAGCAGAUGCCCCAUUUAAACUAUCCACAUCAUUUCCACGAAAGGUGUUUUCUGAUGAAGAUAUGGAUAAGCCUUUAGAUGUUUUAGGUAAGUUCACUUUUUUAUUAACUUCAAGAGCUGAAACACUAAUUUAAAGCAUCUGUUUGUGA